Galendromus occidentalis (western predatory mite) is the source of this 947-nucleotide messenger RNA. Its product is annotated as glutathione peroxidase. Gene Ontology annotation, molecular function: peroxidase activity. NCBI's taxonomy places the organism in Eukaryota, Metazoa, Arthropoda, Arachnida, Mesostigmata, Phytoseiidae. The record is from RefSeq and is a predicted model, not a curated record. The transcript has 6 exons. Gene Ontology annotation, biological process: response to oxidative stress.
UGAGAGAUCCUUACCCGGCCAUCGAGAGUACUCAUCCUCGGAUGACACUUGCAUGCGAAAGGUCUAGUUGUGGCUUGAGUGCAAAGCGGGCCACAACGAUCGCCAUCAUGAUGCUGGGCGGGCUCGUAUUAAGCGCUCUUUUCUACGUUUCAGCCUCUGGGUUGAAAAUGGAGAAAGAUUGGAUGAACGCGAAGUCCAUUUACGAUUUCGAUGCCAUCGACAUCGACGGGAACAAUGUCACUCUUGACAAAUACAGAGGUCAUGUCUGUAUCAUCGUCAAUGUGGCCACUAAAUGAGGAGCAACCGACCGCAACUAUCGGGAAUUAGUUGCAUUAUAUGAGAAGCAUGCAGAGAAAAACGGACUCAGGAUUCUUGCAUUCCCGUGCAACCAAUUCGGGAAUCAAGAGCCGGGAACCAACGAAGAAAUCAAGAAGUUCGCGCAAGAGAAGUACGGUGUGAAGUUCGACAUGUUCGCCAAGAUCAACGUCAACGGGAAUGAGGCUCAUCCCUUGUGGAAGUACCUCAAAGAAAAACAAUCUGGUUUCAUGUUCAACGCUAUCAAAUGGAAUUUCACCAAGUUUGUCAUCGAUAAGAAUGGCCAGCCGGUCCAGAGAUACGCGACAACGACCAAUCCUCUUGCCAUGGAAGACGACUUGAUGAAAUAUUUCGCUGAGACCCCGACCGCCUAGACACCUCUCGUGGAAAAUCCCGAGAUACUCUGACAUGCUUCCAAAGCUAUUCUAUACCGAAACUCGGACCAUUAGAGUUUCCGAAUUGUCACACCGCUUUUCACAUCCAGCGGCUGACACAAAAACUGCUCCUCAUUCAAAACUGUCAUGUAUGAAAUUUGCUUGACUCAUGUGAAAUGACGAGUUAUCUGUAAACCGGAAACGGUGAGAUUCCUCCGAUGUGCAAAAACAGUCAAAUAAAAGGAAUUCAUGGCGAAC